AUGUCUAUUACGGAAGACUCUGCGCCUGUCGUGGAUAGUCAGACUCUACAUAAACCUCGAUAUCGACAGGCUGUCCCCGUCCCUGCGGAUUUGACCGAGCAUAUUCAUAUUCUGCUAGACACAGACCUCUAUAAAGAUGCCCUUAUUCUUCUCACAGACCUCGUAGUAUCGGGGGCAUCCAACCCCCAGUGUGCCAGCCACCCAGCAUUUGCGCCAGACCCCUACCACAUCGAACUCAUCAGCGCACUGCUCAUUCACCCGAAAUACACCAACCAGAUCACCUUGGACAAGGAACAGGACCUCGGAUCGCGAUCCAUAACACUCCUACGGAAUGUCCUAGCUAUCUUGGGACCUGUAAACGCAGGUCUAGGGGAGGCCUUCUCCUUGGUCUUAGGGCAGGACAGUCACUCCAGGACAUCGAGAAGGAGUCGAAACGCGGUGGAUUCGGACAGCGGAUCGAGUAGCCCUGAAACAGACGAAUUCUCCAAGACUGUAUCGGGGGUUAUUGCGCAUGCAGGUAGGAUACGCAAAUGCGCUAGGGGCGACUUCUGGAAUAUGGUCGGAUGGGCUUUCAACUGCAGUGUGAACUACCCCAAACGAUGGAAGUACUGGAAAGUCUGGUUGGGGUACAUGUUAGAUGUACUGGAUGAAGACUGGCUGGAGCGAGAGCGGCUUGACGUGGAGGCCGAGUCUUCCGAUGGAAGUGCAGACUCGAACGAUGAACACGAAUCCAAGAUGCUACGUCAAUCUUUACUGGUCAAUUACCUUUCGAAAGCUGCGAAGAGUUCAAGCGUUAUGGAACGAGUAGUUCGGUCCGUGUUUGCGGCUGGAGACCCGGAUGACGAGCGAGAAUUCCCUGAGAUCUUCCCAAACGAAACUAAGGAGGUGAAGCAUCAGAAUGGGCAGAAACGGAAACGGGAGGAGCUGAUGAGUCGAAACUUUGUCGAUUACGAUGACGAAGAAGCUGAAGUGGAGUUCGAUUCCUCGGAACAAACCCCGGAACCGAAUCCGGGCGCCGACGAGACGAAUUCCAUAUCUGGAGCGGACUAUCUUGGUGGUAUGGAAUCGAUAAUUCUUCGGCAACGGGUCAUAACUCUUUUGUCACGAGCCUCCGCUGUGCUUCCCGAUUCUUUUGGCUACAUAAAAGAGGUCUACGACGAGUUUCGCCUUUGCACGAAGCAAUUGCCUCUACCCGCGUUCUCCCUCUUCAUGACACCAUCCAUCUAUACGAAGCUACCUGAAGUUGUGUUCGUCUCACUCUCGCAAAGACUUCUCUGUGAUAUGCUUGUAACAAGUGCUCCCCGUCCACAGACAGUGACAGGUCGAGACGAUGACGAGUUGACCGGCGUUGUUUUGGAGCGAUGCUUCCUGCCAUUUCCUGCCUCUACCUGUAGCGUGUCAGAUAAUGCAAAAGUUUCUAUAUUAGUGGAAGGCAUAUUUCGACUCCUGUCGAGGGUCCAAGCUUGUGACUUCACUCCGGGUCUGGAAGCUGCUUUGGAGAAAGGUAUACUUGCUCGGGAGAGGAAGAUCAAGGCGGAUAGAAGGAAGAAGGAAACCAGUGCCAGGAGGGAGCAGGGAGACCUGAUAUGGCUGAGGGCUAGUGCACAAAGGAUGAGAAGUCAGCUUUCUUGGAUGAAGCAGCUGGCUACAAAGGCGUAA
Drepanopeziza brunnea f. sp. 'multigermtubi' MB_m1 is the source of this 1659-nucleotide messenger RNA. RefSeq lists its product as uncharacterized. Lineage: Eukaryota; Fungi; Ascomycota; Leotiomycetes; Helotiales; Drepanopezizaceae. The record is from RefSeq and is a predicted model, not a curated record.